This is a messenger RNA of Apus apus (common swift), 6018 nucleotides long. RefSeq names its product serine protease 35 (gene PRSS35). The record is from RefSeq and is a predicted model, not a curated record. Gene Ontology annotation, molecular function: serine-type endopeptidase activity. Gene Ontology annotation, biological process: proteolysis. Lineage: Eukaryota; Metazoa; Chordata; Aves; Apodiformes; Apodidae. The transcript is spliced from 2 exons. The coding region runs from base 86 to 1327 and encodes 413 amino acids.
GGGAGCGGGGAGCCGGUGCCCCGGGGCUGUGGCCGCCUUCCCCUCCGUUCCUCCUGCUGCGGGGUGCCAGAAAAAAAUAGACAAAAUGGAGCACGUGUUACUGCUAUUCGUAUUUUUCAUACCUAUGUUGAGUCUCACUAAUGGAACAGAAACAGAACAAGAUUUUACUUGGCACUUAAAGAAGAUUCCCCAGAUUGUGAGCGAAAGAACUUUCUCCCUUGACAGACCUAAAUUUGAAGCAAAAACCAAAUUAGAGCUGAACAGUGUAUGUGGAAUUGAAUGUCAAAGAAAAUUGCCGGUGCCAAGCUUGUCUGACUUGAAGGACCUCUUAUCCUAUGAGACCAUUUUUGAAAAUGGCACACGAACCCUGACUGAAGUCAGUGUCCUCGGACCAGUGCUUGACCCAGUGGGAAACACAACCACGCACAGGUCUUUGAGAAGGAAGAGGCAGAUUUAUGGAACAGACAGUAGGUUCAGCAUCUACGACAAGCGGUUUAUGACCAACUUUCCGUUCAACACGGCUGUGAAGAUCUCCACGGGCUGCAGUGGUGUUCUCAUUUCCCCCAAGCACGUGCUAACAGCUGCCCACUGUCUGCACGAUGGCAAGGAUUAUGUUAAGGGCAGCAAAAGGCUGAGGGUGGGCCUGAUGAAGACAAAAUCCAGAGGUGGUGGCAGGAAACGCAAAGGUGCUAAAAGAAGUAGGAGAGAAAUUUCUGCUGCCAAGGACUAUCCCGAAGUUGCUACAGAACCAAGGCGCCGAUCCAAAGGUGGGAGAAAGCAGAGGAGGAGAUCUGGAAGGAAGCAGGAUACCUCAGAUGGCAUGCCCUCCUUCCAGUGGACCAGGGUGAAGAGUAGCCACAUCCCAAAAGGCUGGUUUAAGGGUGUCUCUGAGGAUAUUGCCCUGGAUUAUGAUUAUGCUGUUCUUGAGCUCAAGCGUCCCCACAAAAGGAAAUACAUGGAGCUGGGCAUCAGCCCAACAAUCAAAAUGAUGCCUAGAAGCAUGAUCCACUUCUCAGGGUUUGACAAUGAUCGAUCUGGGCAGCUGGUCUACAGAUUUUGUAGCAUUUCUGAUGAGUCCAAUGAUCUCUUUUAUCAAUACUGUGAUGCUGAGCCCGGCUCCACUGGAUCUGGUGUCUAUCUCCGUCUUAAGGAGCCAAACAAAAAGCAGUGGAAACGCAAGAUCAUCGCUGUGUACUCAGGCCAUCAGUGGGUGGAUGUCAAUGGUGAACAGCAGGAUUACAAUGUAGCAGUAAGAAUUACUCCUCUCAAAUACGCCCAGAUCUGCUUCUGGCUGCAUGGGAAUGAUGGGAAUUGCUCACAAGGCUGAGAAAACUGACCCUGAGUCACUUAGCACCCGUAUUACCAUAGAGUGGAAGUAACUGCAGCAGUUACUGGAAGAACAUCACGUCAGGAUGUUUUUUAACUCAAAGCUCACAAGCAAUGUUAUGGUGACUUGAGGAAUGUUGAAUUGCUGGGGAAUGGGUAGGUAGAAUUGUCAAACAAAGUGUUUCUAACCACGAUGAGCCCUAGAGAUGCACUUAAAAUACCAAACUAUAUUUGUGUUUGCAAUUGUGAUAAGUUCAAAUCAGUCACGUCAGAAAAAAAUUACUACAUCCGUUUCUAAUUUUUUUUUCUCCCCCAAGGGAAUGAUUGAAAUGUCUCAAAGUGGUAUUUUUAAACAGUAUCUAUUUUUCCAAUGGUUUUGCUUUUCUCAGGGUUCUGUUCUAACUCUUCAAAUACAAGUUGUGCAUCCGGCACAUUACUGUGUGUGUGCAGAAUGAUGCAGAGAACUGCAUGAGACCAAGACAUUAUUUUGGCAUUCUCUAAAGACUACAGCUCCAUGUUGAGAAGCUGCAGUCUAGUUCAUGCUUGUUAGUUUGGAAAACUUACUCCUCUGGUUGUUGCAAGAACAGUUCCAUGGAAAUCCCAAAUUUCUGCAGCUGAGGGUUAGACCUUAAAGAGAAGUUUCACUUUGUUGUUCAGUAAAACCAGCAAAAAGAAAUUAAUGAACAUGAAGUUUCCACAUUUGGAAUAAUAAUAAACAUCAGGACAUAAUUUAAUGUCUUUAAAACUUCUUUAAGAAGCUAGAGAAGUCUUAAACACAUGCAUUUGCAUUCCAGUUAUAUUUGGAGAGCUGUAGGUUUAGUUACUAGUCAAACAUUUAGUCUUACCAUUGGGAAAAGUCACUGGCUUCUGAAGUGGCUCCUUGACAAUCAUCAGAGCUUCACAGAUGAUAGGUUUUUUUGGGUGCUAACCAUUUUUGCAGUUUUUAUCAAUUACUUUUAUAUGAGCUCAGCUUCAUAGCUAGGAUAGUAUGGCUUAGACUGGGAGUUGGGAAGCAAUUUUUUGUUUGGCUUUAUAUGGUUUUGCAAAAUGAGUAUUUCUAAUCAUGUCAUAUUCAUGCUCCACCUCAACAAGAGUUACAAGGUUAAACUAAGAAAUUCGCCCAACUAAAUUAUACCACCUUCUGAAUGGUAGAACUGUCCUGGACAUUGUAACAGAUAUCGUGUUAGGUAGCAGCAGUAGUUAACAAAUAAUUUGGUUCAACGUAUUUGCUGAACCAUAUAUUUAAUGAAAACACAAAGUGAGCUUGACUUUUGCAAACCUUUAAACACAAAUCACCUUUUUAUAAAUUGUUGAUUGCUACACAAGUCUGCAUCUUCUAUUUUUUAUCAAGAUUUUGAAGCUCACUGAAUUGUUAUGGUGCUAUGUUAAUCUAAUAACAUAAAAUUAUUCUGUGUAUUUCUGACCAUAUCCUUUGGGUUUCAAUACUUUUAAGAUUAGUCAUCACCACAAUAUUUAAUUUUUUUGAUCUUAAGUUUAUGCUCACCAAAAUACAUUUUCUUCCUCUGCAGGAGAAAACAAUAUAACAAGAUUUUAAAAUGCUGUUUGCUGGUAUCUUUAAAAUAUGCUUGUAAUGUCUUUUUAUGAAAUUAGGUAUUUUUUAAUAAUCCACUUUUUUGUUGAUUAUUGAAGUGUAAAACCUGACACUUCAAAUGUGUGAGCAACUUUCUUUUUCAUAGUAUUGCCAAAUCACAAAAAUGUAAGACUUGCUUCCAUAGCAUAAUUAACAAUAUUUCAUUAGUUGGAAGAGAUACCACUUUAAAAGAAACUAUUCCUUUUAACAUCAGCCUUUCCAGGGAACACUUCAUUUUUCUUUCUUUUUUUAAAUUCAUUUUGUGUGAUUGUUUGCAGAAAACUGAUAAUAAUUUUUAAAAUGUAGAAAUUAAUGUCUAAGAUUUUAAGGUUAAUUAUUUUUUAUUGUUGUUAACACCUCUUUUAAAAUGUAUGGCUUUGCUGACAGUAAUUUUAAAUCACCUCAGUCCAAUACUUAAUACUCUUGCUUUAUGCUACGGGCCUACAAUAUUAUUUAGUCAGUUUUGUAAUGUUUUUCUUAAAUGCCUUUUUCCAUAGCUACUGGGACAAAUAAGGUAUCACAUCAUUAAUCCAACACAAAUCAAUCUAGGUCUGUUGAUUUUGUUACAAUUAUUCUCAUUGUUGAUUUGGGUCCAAAACAGAUCAAGAUAAGGCGGCUUUAUAAAUUCCUUGUUCUGGGGAGUCUUAUUUCAGUGUACCCCUUAGGAGCAUAAAUACAAUCUGUUUCUUUAUUAGUCUGGGAAUCAGGGACAAGGUAAGAAUGAAAAAAUGUCUGUCCAUCUUUCAGAUAAUCAUCUGCUAUAAAUACCUCAGCCACAACCUGCAGUUCUCAUACUGGGCUGAUAACAAAUGUUUAUCCUCAGAGGAUCAAUAUUAGACCCUCAGUGCCUCUUUUUAUGAUACUAAGAGAUUAAGGAGGCUGCCCAGAGCAGCAUAAAAAUUUAUCAGCACUAGUUAUAUUCAAGGCUCUGUGUCUGAGUGCACAUACAAAAUGUGCACAUGCAAAUAUACAGGCUUGUAGACCAUGUGCCAUUUUGACUGGGUCAGCACCUACAGACAAGGGAAUGCAGGCACAAGAAGACAUGGACAAAAUGUUAUUCCUGGUGUGUCUGUAUGCCAGGCAACAUUUCAGCCUGCCACUUGGCCUAGUAGAGAAGGAAAUGCUUUAUGUAGGCAUCGUGACUGCUUACUGCAGAGCCUUCUGAAAUAGGUCAUAGAUCGAGUACUUACACACCACCCAGGAGGUCAACACAGAGCUCUUGGCACCAGCCACUGCAAAUGGGACAAGAAUUUCUGAGCCAUGAUCAUCUCAGAUUUCCUUAAAAAAAAUGCAGUUAGUAUCUAUUUCUCAAAGAGAAAACACAAGGAGGGCAUGUUCUCAGUAGCUCAGAUCUGCUGUCAUUUAGGACACCAGCAUCAAGGCUGAGUUUCCAGCCCAGAAGGGGACUGAGCCCUUGUGAUCUUUCCCCAAAGCAGUUUUCUCUCUUUCAAGGAUUGGGCUGUACAUCACCAGUACUAAUGCUUUUUCAUACGAGUUGCUGUAGUAGAUCUUUUUCUUUCCUGGUUUUUGGAAAAAACAAACCCAGUCAAAUCCCUUUUCUGCCAGGGCACUACUGGCAAUUUGUUUAGUUAUCAAGUAAUACUUUUUUUCCUGAGCCAAAGAUAAACCUCAUACACUAACUCUUACCACACCCAGAGCGUCUUCAGCAAGGUAUUUGUGGAUGUGUUUAAUCUGGGGCUCUGAGACAUACAAUUUUCACAUUUGCAAUAGAAAAAAACUAAGCCUAAGUUUGCAGUAUCUUAACAAAAGGAAACCACAAUUAUUUCUGUUACAUGAGGUAGAGAAUACCCAAUGCUUUAAAAAUUACGUAAAGAAACUUCUUGACUCAGUUUAUAGGUUAUUUUGCAGAUUUGUGAGUCUUUAUGGAGUCCAAAUCAGCACAGAAUAUGGCUUAAAUAAGAAAACAAUUCAUCUACAUGUGGAGGAGAGAAGCAGUUGGGGAGUUCUUCCUGUUCUGCUGAUAAGGGGUGACCUGGCAGCAAACAGCAGUUAAUACAGAAAGAGGGAGCAAGAGAAGUAGGUGGUGUAGGAGACCAGAAGGACUGAGGUAGUGUCCAAGGGAGAAAGAAAGUGAGAAAAGUAGCAGAUUAAAUGGGUGCAGUGUAGCAGAGGAACCUAUUGUAAGAAAGAGCAGGCAGCUGGUAAAGGCCUAACAGUACAAAUUAGGAUGUAAAAAUGACAAGUUGCAUGAACAAUCUCCAUUUGCUGUUAAAGAUGAGGCUGUUCUUCCCAGCCAACAGGACCAAGGAAAGGGCUGUGAGAGGGCUCAGGUUCUGUCAGGGAUCACUAGCAGGGAGGGGGUUUUGACCCUGAUCUACAGUCCCUGUCCAAAGUUGCAGGUAUUGCACUUAUGAUCAUUUAGGGUCCUUGGAGAGCAACAGAUCCCUGUCCUGGCAAAAGGCUUAGUAGUGUGAACCUCACAGCACACCUGGUCACUGAGAGUGUAGUCAGGAAAGGGAGUUUCUUUCACUUGAAAGUUUCUCAAACCUGCCAUUUUGUUGGGAAAAAGCCAAAACAAAACAAAAACACCCACAACAAACAAAAAGUCUCAAACUUACAGUUAAAUGUUGGCUUCAUUUUUUGGGUGUACCUACAGAUUCUAGCCAGUAAUUUCUUUUUUUUUUUUUUUCCAAAUACCCUCUCUUUGUGGUUGGUAUCUUUGUAGAAAUUUAAUUAACUGCUUCUAAUUUAAAACCACAGAAUAUUGCAGAUCCUUCCAUCUACAAAUUCCAGGAUGAAAGAAUGAAUGGGGAAACAAAAUAAAGAAUAUUGCUAAAUAGAAAGCUAAAAAUUGCACACUAAUCUCAAAGGAUUUGGGACCAUAUCUGAGUCCCUGUUGCACCAGCCUUUUGCUCUGAGUCUGACCUAGCAUUUAGGUUAAAAACCUCCAGAGGUAGCUUUGAUGGUUUUUUAGUGUUCUUGACUUUUUUAAGACUAACAGCAAACUUUAAAAAAUGGGGUUUUGUAAUAUUCUUAAUUACACAAAACCACAACUCAUUUGGGAAACUAAAUGGAAACCUUUGCUAUGUUAAGAUAUUAUACAAUGCACUUGCUAUGUCAAUAAAUAUUUUCUACUGGUU